Messenger RNA from Belonocnema kinseyi, 976 nucleotides. RefSeq names its product small nuclear ribonucleoprotein-associated protein B (gene SmB). Bases 149 to 796 code for a protein of 215 amino acids. Gene Ontology annotation, molecular function: RNA binding. The transcript is spliced from 3 exons. NCBI's taxonomy places the organism in Eukaryota, Metazoa, Arthropoda, Insecta, Hymenoptera, Cynipidae. Gene Ontology annotation, biological process: mRNA splicing, via spliceosome. Gene Ontology annotation, cellular component: catalytic step 2 spliceosome; cytoplasm; U1 snRNP. The record is from RefSeq and is a predicted model, not a curated record.
CGGUUGACGGAAACGGAACCGAGGUGUGAAACUGUGUGAAACGUUUUCGCUUGAUUACUAGCCGGUUAGGUUUUUAAACGAUAUUUUUAUAUCUCGACCAUCCAAAUAAUUUUUUUCACUAAAGGAUCGUCAAUAAAAAGCCGCAAAAAUGACGAUCGGAAAGAACAACAAGAUGUUGCAGCACAUAAAUUACAGAGUGCGAAUUAUUUUACAAGACUCGCGAACAUUCAUCGGGACGUUUAAAGCUUUCGAUAAGCACAUGAACCUGAUUCUCGGAGACUGCGAAGAGUUUCGUAAAAUCAAGCCAAAAAAUACAAAACAGCCGGAAAGAGAGGAGAAGAGAGUCCUUGGAUUUGUGUUGCUCCGGGGAGAGAAUAUUGUCUCUCUGACAGUCGAGGGUCCACCGCCUCCGGAAGAAGGCUUGCCGAGAGUGCCGAUUCCUGGUGCAGCGCCCGGUCCUGGAAUGGGAAGAGCCGCGGGACGUGGAAUGCCGGCAAAUGUGUCCGGUGUUCCGGCCGGACUUCAGGGACCUGUUCGUGGAGUUGGUGGCCCCUCGCAGCAAAUUAUGACACCUGGUGGCCGAGGUCAAGUUUCUGCUCCUCCACAAAUGCACCCGGGUGGUCCACCUCGAAUGCCGGGCGGCCCUCCACCUGGAAUGAUGGGUCCACCACCAGGCAUGAUGGGUAUGCCUCCCGGAAUGCCUCCAAUGGGACGAGGCGCACCUCCAAUGGGACCACCAAUGAGAGGCCCACCACCUGGUAUGAUGCGCGGUGGUCCACCUCCACGUCCUUAUUAAUUAACUCUAAUCAAUCACAAAUUACUGAAAUUAAGGAUCCUGUCUUCAGCUAUAAAUCACUAUAAAUCAACAACUUUAUUUCACAAUCUAAUUUCAAGACUGGUGAUUUAAUGCAUUUUCCAAAUGUAAUUUAUCUAUGUACAGCAUGUUUUACGAAUAUACAGUUCCAAAUUAACAGUA